Messenger RNA from Mycotypha africana, 819 nucleotides. RefSeq names its product protein-tyrosine phosphatase-like protein. Bases 1 to 819 code for a protein of 272 amino acids. NCBI's taxonomy places the organism in Eukaryota, Fungi, Mucoromycota, Mucoromycetes, Mucorales, Mycotyphaceae. Gene Ontology annotation, cellular component: nucleus. The transcript has 2 exons. Gene Ontology annotation, biological process: dephosphorylation. Gene Ontology annotation, molecular function: phosphatase activity. The record is from RefSeq and is a predicted model, not a curated record.
AUGGGUCGACCAGUGUCAUUGAUCGAAACGAACAAACUCGACAGAAAUAAUAAAAAGCAUCAGCACCCCAAUAUUAGAUUUCUACUUUUGGAUUGUCCUACCACUAGUAAUUUGCCAUUCUAUCUUGAAGAAUUUAACCGCUAUAACGUGAGCCUAGUUAUACGUUGUCAGCAAUUCAAUAAUGACGACAGCAAGAACAGUAAAUAUAAUUAUGAUAUCACGCCAUUGGUCGAUCAAGACAUUCAAGUUCACGACUUACCUUUUAAAGACGGAGGCAUUCCACCUCCGUCCAUCAUACAAAAAUGGCUGACUAUCCUUAACUCUAUCUGCACCGAGCAAGUGCAAUCAAACAAGCAGCAAGAUGGAGAACAGCCAGUGCCAAUUUCAACUCCUACCAUUGCUGUUCAUUGUAUGGCAGGUCUAGGCCGUGCACCUGUUCUUGUGGCAAUAGCUCUGAUUGAACUGUUUCAUAUGGAACCAUUGGAUACUGUCGAGUUUAUACGGAAUAGGAGAAAGGGUGCAUUCAAUUCUGCACAGAUUUCCUUUUUGGAUUACUACAAACCUUCGCUACGUAAUAAUAAUGUUUUUGGCUUAUGUGUUAACGGUAGCCACAACGGAAAUAUUUCGCAUAACAGUAUCAAUAAUGGUCACAAGCUUUCUCCUACCCUAAACUAUCUAAUGAAUUAUUUCACUAGCAUUUUUGGAAACAAGCAUCCUACUACCAUCACCACUGCUGCUGCUGAUAAAAGUCCGGAUGACCAAGCACACAAGCAACAAAAUUCUGCUGCUACCACCACCUUCACACCUUGUAUUGGUUAA